UCUCUGAGCCUGGGCCUCCAGUUUACCCGCGGUGGCUCUUUGGUACCUGGCCAGCGGCUGUGUGCAGUUUGGUUAAAGGGAAAAGCCAAUGCCAGGAGCUGUAAGAACCAGCUGGGGGUCCACAAACCCAAGUCCCAAAAGGAGAGCCAGCCAUGGGGGCAGGGAAGGGGGACCCCUUCCUUCUAACCGUCUCUCCAGGAAUCCUUGGCUUUUGUACAGGACGGCUGUCGGUGGGUUGGGGGAGGCGCCAAGUCUGAGUGCAUGUCCUGGGCCACCAGCCAAGAGAACACGAUGUUCCCUAGUGCGCUGGCCGCCGCCCUCUGGGGCUGGCUGCCUCCCAAACCGCUGCCUCUCCAGCCUCCCUGCCCCACAUUCCCCAGCUGCCUCGCCCCGCCUCCUUCCUCCGCUUUGACGUCACCACUGUCUCCCGCCCCCUCUUCUCCAUUGACGGCAGCAGAGCCUGGUUACUGUGGGGACGGUGAGACCUGACAACCUGGGCCUUGGGAUCAGGUGGGGGCUGUUGGAGCGCUGAAACCCUUUGUCUGUGUAAAUGGCAGAUACGGAGGUGGGCGAGCAAUGGCUCUUUGGGUCAGAGGAAUCACACCUAAAUCCUCGAGAGCUGUGGAGGGAGAAAGGGGUCUGGAAAACAAAAAGGGAGUGAACAGGGUCACACAUAGUACGAGGGGGCAGGAAAGCAGGAUCAUUUUCAGGAAGAGGAAGCUGGGGAUUCAGGCGCCCCUGUCUUUUGUUUUCCGUUUUCCUGCUUCUGUUUUUCUGGGUUACUUUAUAACACUUGUGUGUCCCAGCUUUUCUACAGAUCCCUGCCCCUCCGCCUCCUCCAGGGCAAACACUAUUGUUAAGGAAAGCUUUAGCCACGUGACAGCGAGGGGCGUGCACUUACAGCUGAUUAUGUCAGCACCUGCUCGGUGGCCUCCUCACCUGCCACCUACGUUUCCAGGGAACCCUGAGAAGGACUGCUCAGCACAGUUCUGGAUAGAGGGGUUCUGCCACUACAGCUCUCCUGAACCCAGACUGGCACGUCAUCCCCCCAAUCAAGCCCCUGUUCUCUUUUUAUGAAGCAGUGCUCUACUUUUCUUUUUUAAGUUGUGAUUUGUUGCGUCCUCUCCUCCCGAGGCUCCCUCUCCCUUACCUAUCCUUGAUAGACACAAAGUCAUCACGUUUUACCGUCAGUCUGCUGUGUGUCAGGUCCUGACAGACACUGACAGACUUGAGACGGCUGCUGCUCGAACUUUACCUUUCUUUUUCUAAGCAGCAGGAAUAUAAAACUCUUGCCACCCCACGUUUUUCUGCCUAGGGCCUCAACUGCCCUCUCUGCUGCCCCCUUUGUAGUCCUGGUUUCCUGGCCCCCACUUUGGGGGCAGCCCUAAAUGUGGGUGGCUGCAUCCUCUGCAGAGAGGCAGAGCUAGUCACCAAGUAGGCUGCCUGGAGACCUUUUCCCUGAUUGGCCAUCGAAGCACCUGCUUUUGUUUCCUUUCAUAGUAGCCAUUGGCUCUCGCCGCCCUUUCCAUUAUCUGUAUCCCCCCACCCCCCACUCACCCCUUAAUGACACGUGGACCCUCAGUUGCCCUUCUCCCAGGAUCUGAAGUGUCAGAGGAAGGGAUCAGUUUCUUGAUAAGGUUGAGGAGAAGCCAGGGAAUGUCAGUCUAGGCUUUUCUCUCUCCCACUUCCCAUGACUAUCAGACAUUUCAUUCAACUGGCUCCUGGACAGGUGUCUUGUUCUGCAAGGCUGCUCAGUUCAGGAAGGAGGUUUCUCUUGAGCACCCACUGUGGCCCAGACGUUUUCCCUGAAAAGGGGUAGCGCCCCCCCCCCUUCUCUUCCAUCAUUCACUGUGCGAGGCACCCGGAGCCCAUUGGUUGACUGAGCGGUGUCUGAGGCCCUUCAGCCCAGCACCAGCACCCAAGUCCACGUGCAAGGAUGUGUGUGACACAGCCCUGACCUCAGUGGGAGCCAGUAGCCAAUCAGGUGCCAGGGAGAGAGCCUUCGCCAACUGGGGGCGGGGCCUGCGGCUCUUCGGGCAGAAGGCCAAUGAGGGGCAGGGCCUGGCAUUAUGCAACCCGCCUCCCAGCCUCUCGGAGCUUCUCGGCUGCGGGCUGAAACGGCAGGCGGCUGGAGGGCGCUCGAACGGCCAGGUGCUGGGAUUAAAUUAGUCAGCCCUCAGGGACGGGGCUACCUCCCUUAUCCAGGCCUCAGAAGGCCCGUUGUGUACCCGUGGUGGCCUCGUUACCUUCUCUGUUCUGUUCUCCACUGCAUGGCCCAGACAUGAGUGGCCCCCUAGAAGGGGCUGAUGGGGGAGGAGACCCCAGGCCCGGAGAACCUUUUUGUCCUGGAGGAGUCCCAUCCCCUGGGGCCCCACAGCACCGGCCUUGUCCAGGCCGCAGCCUGGCUGAUGAUACGGAUGCGAACAGCAACGGUUCAAGUGGCAAUGAAUCCAAUGGCCACGAGUCCAGGGGUGCAUCUCAGCGGAGUUCCCACAGCUCCUCUUCUGGCAAUGGCAAGGACUCAGCCCUGCUGGAGACCACCGAGAGCAGCAAGAGUACCAACUCUCAGAGCCCAUCCCCACCGAGCAGUUCCAUUGCCUACAGCCUCCUGAGUGCAAGCUCGGAGCAGGACAACCCAUCUACCAGUGGCUGCAGCAGUGAACAGUCAGCUCGAGCCAGGACCCAGAAAGAACUCAUGACUGCCCUACGGGAGCUCAAACUUCGACUGCCACCAGAGCGUCGGGGCAAGGGCCGCUCUGGAACCCUGGCCACACUGCAGUAUGCCUUGGCCUGUGUCAAGCAGGUGCAGGCUAACCAGGAGUAUUAUCAGCAGUGGAGUCUGGAGGAGGGUGAGCCUUGUGCCAUGGACAUGUCUACUUACACCCUGGAGGAACUGGAGCAUAUCACAUCCGAAUACACUCUUCGGAACCAGGAUACCUUCUCCGUGGCCGUGUCCUUCCUGACAGGCCGGAUUGUCUAUAUUUCGGAGCAGGCAGGCGUCCUGCUGCGUUGCAAGCGGGAUGUGUUUCGGGGUGCCCGCUUCUCAGAGCUACUAGCUCCCCAGGAUGUGGGUGUCUUCUAUGGCUCCACUACACCAUCUCGACUGCCCACCUGGGGCACUGGGACCUCUGCAGGUUCAGGCCUCAAGGACUUUACCCAGGAAAAGUCUGUCUUCUGCCGAAUCAGAGGAGGUCCUGACCGGGAUCCAGGGCCUCGGUACCAGCCAUUCCGCCUGACCCCAUAUGUGACCAAGAUUCGGGUCUCAGAUGGGGCCCCUGCACAGCCAUGCUGCCUACUCAUUGCAGAGCGCAUCCACUCUGGUUAUGAAGCUCCCCGGAUCCCUCCUGACAAGAGGAUCUUCACCACACGGCACACACCCAGCUGCCUCUUCCAGGAUGUAGAUGAAAGGGCUGCGCCCCUGCUGGGCUACCUGCCCCAGGAUCUCCUGGGGGCUCCAGUGCUCCUCUUUCUGCAUCCUGAGGACCGGCCUCUCAUGCUGGCCAUUCACAAGAAGAUUCUGCAGCUGGCAGGCCAGCCCUUUGACCACUCUCCUAUUCGUUUCUGUGCUCGGAAUGGGGAGUAUGUCACCAUGGACACCAGCUGGGCCGGCUUUGUACACCCCUGGAGUCGCAAGGUGGCUUUCGUGUUGGGCCGCCAUAAAGUCCGCACGGCACCCCUGAAUGAGGACGUCUUCACCCCCCCAGCCCCCAGCCCAGCUCUGUCCCUGGACUCUGACAUACAGGAGCUCUCAGAGCAGAUCCAUCGACUGCUGUUGCAGCCUGUGCACAGCUCCAGCCCCACGGGGCUCUGUGGAGUCGGCCCUCUGAUGUCCCCCGGUCCUCUCCAUAGCCCUGGCUCCUCCAGUGAUAGCAAUGGGGGUGAUGCCGAGGGGCCUGGGCCUCCUGCUCCAGUGACUUUCCAGCAGAUCUGUAAGGACGUGCAUCUGGUCAAACAUCAGGGGCAGCAACUCUUCAUUGAGUCCCGGGCCAAGCCUCCACCUCGGCCCCGCAUCCUUGCUACAGGGACCUUCAAGGCCAAAGUCAUUCCCUGCCAGUCCCCAAACCCUGAACUGGAGGUGGCCCCUGCUUCUGACCAAGCCCCACUAGCAUUGGCCGCUGAGGAGCCAGAGAGGAAAGAAGCCUCCGGCUGUUCCUACCAACAGAUCAACUGCCUGGACAGCAUCCUCAGGUAUUUGGAGAGCUGCAACAUUCCCAGCACAACAAAGCGUAAAUGUGCCUCCUCCUCUUCCUGCACUGCUUCCUCAGCCUCUGAUGACGACAAGCAGCGGGCAGGCCCAGUUCCUGUCGGGCCCAAGAAAGAUCCGACGUCAGCAGUGCUGUCUGGGGAGGGGGCCACUCCUCGGAAGGAGCCAGUGGUGGGAGGCACCCUGAGCCCGCUCGCCCUGGCCAAUAAGGCAGAGAGCGUGGUGUCUGUCACCAGUCAGUGUAGCUUCAGCUCCACCAUCGUCCAUGUGGGAGACAAGAAGCCCCCGGAGUCGGACAUCAUCAUGAUGGAGGACGUGCCUGGCCUAGCCCCUGGCCCAACCCCUAGUCCGGCCCCAAGCCCCACAGUAGCCCCUGACCCAGCCCCAGAUGCUUAUCGUCCAGUGGGUCUGACCAAGGCUGUGCUGUCCCUGCACACACAAAAGGAAGAGCAAGCCUUCCUCAGCCGCUUCCGAGACCUUGGCAGGCUGCGUGGACUUGACAACUCUUCUGGGGCCCCCUCAGCCCCUGGCGAGCGAGGCUGCCACCAUGGCCCCAUGCCCCCUGGUCGCCGACACCACUGCAGAUCUAAAGCAAAACGUUCUCGCCACCACCAGACCCCCCAGCCUGAAACUCCUUGCUAUGCCUCCCAUCCGUCACCUGUGCCCUCUUCUGGACCCUGGCCACCCCCGCCAGCCACUACCCCCUUCCCCGCAGUGGUCCAGCCCUACCCACUCCCAGUGUUCUCCCCUCGAGGAGGUCCCCAGCCUCUUCCCCCUGCCCCCACAUCUGUGCCCCCUGCUGCUUUCCCUUCUCCCUUGGUGACCCCAAUGGUGGCCUUGGUGCUCCCUAACUAUCUCUUCCCUUCUCCUCCUAGCUAUCCAUAUGGGGUAUCCCAGGCCCCUGCUGAGGGGCCACCUACCCCUGCUUCGCACUCACCUUCCCCAUCCCUGCCCCCACUGGCCCCCAGCCCCCCACACCGCCCAGACUCCCCACUGUUCAACUCGAGAUGCAGUUCCCCACUCCAGCUCAAUCUGCUGCAGCUCGAGGAAUCCCCCCGCACUGAGGGGGGUGCUGCUGCGGGGGGCCCUGGAAGCAGUGCUGGGCCCCUGCCUCCCAGUGAGGAGGCUGCUGAGCCAGAGGCCAGACUGGUGGAGGUAACUGAGUCCUCCAAUCAGGAUGCUCUUUCAGGCUCCAGUGACCUGCUGGAGCUAUUGCUACAAGAAGAUUCUCGCUCUGGCACAGGCUCUGCAGCCUCAGGCUCCGUGGGCUCUGGCUUGGGCUCUGGGUCUGGUUCAGGAUCCCACGAAGGAGGCAGCACCUCAGCCAGCAUUACUCGUAGCAGUCAAAGCAGCCACACGAGCAAGUACUUUGGUAGCAUUGACUCUUCAGAGGCUGAGGCUGGCGCUGCUCAGGCCAGGACUGAGCCUGGGGACCAGGUCAUUAAGUAUGUGCUCCAGGAUCCCAUCUGGCUGCUCAUGGCCAAUGCUGACCAGCAUGUCAUGAUGACUUACCAGGUACCCUCCAGGGACACAGCCUCUGUACUGAAGCAAGACCGGGAGAGGCUCCGGGCCAUGCAGAAGCAACAGCCACGGUUCUCAGAGGACCAGCGGCGGGAACUGGGUGCUGUGCACUCCUGGGUCCGGAAGGGCCAGCUGCCUCGGGCCCUCGAUGUGAUGGCUUGUGUGGACUGCGGUAGCAGCAUUCAAGAUCCUGGCCGUUCUGAUGACCCUCUCUUCUCAGAACUGGAUGGACUGGGGCUGGAGCCUAUGGAAGAGGGUGGAGGCGAGGAUGGUGGUGGUGGUGGUGGUGGUGGUGGUGGUGGUGAGGAGUGUGACGGUGGUGGUGAGGAGGCCCAGACCCAAAUUGGGGCUAAGGGCCCAAGCUCUCAGGACUCUGCCAUGGAGGAAGAAGAACAAGGUGGAAGCUCAUCCAGUCCGGCUUUACCUGCAGAAGAGAAUGGUACCAGCUAGGCUCCAUUUGGGGGGCCACCUGCAGCAGUCUAUGAGAGGCUCCCUUUUCAACCAUGUUAGGGUUCUUAGAACUCAAGAUAUGGCUGGACCAACCGAUAGGAAACUGCCCCAGCUUCUCCCAACAUAGGGGGCAGGACCCCCACUACCAGCCCAGGACCCAGGCAGGAGCCGCCUCUAAGUCUCUUAGCAGAGAGUGGAAGUCUCAGCCCAAUUUGGAGGAUUGUCCGUUCCCACCCUGCUGAGGAGACUUUUCCUCAUCCAGUUAAGAUGGCUGACAAGCUGCUGAAGUGGUCUCUCCAAAUCUCAGCUGAGCCUGAGUCCCAGUCGGAGGGUUGGGGCUGCACUUAUUUAUUGGGGGAGACAGCUCACUCUCUUACCUCAUCCCAAGAUGGGAGGGGGGAGCCUGGGGUCCAUGUGGGACCCAGGGGUUUUGAACCCCUAGCUGCUCCAGGGUGGGGGAGGUUGGUGGACCAUGGAGUCCCUGGUGCUGCCCCUCAGGUGGGACCCAGGUGUUCUCAGCUCUACCCUCUACCAAUGGCAUUUGUGUUUUUGAUAUUGUGUCUGUUAUUUUUUUUUAAUACAAAACGAAAAACCAAAAACCCAAGACUUUGUGAAAUGAAGUUGGGAGUUUGGGUGAGGGGAGGUGUGGCCCUGCCACCAGCAAGAUUGUAGGUGGGUUGAUGAAGCUGUUCCUUUUCCCUCCACAUUCCUGGCAGCAAAGGACUUUGCUAAGUCUGGCAAACUCUUCACCUAAUAGAACUACAUUCUCUACCAAUACCUUAGCUUGGUCGUCCGGAGAAGCAGAGAGGCAACAUGUGGUUAAGGUCUUGGCGAGCUCCAGUCAUAGGUACUGUGGCAGAAGCCAAGUGGGAGCGCUGGGAAGCGCCGGUGGGGUAGUUCAGCUGAAUUCCUCAGCUUCACGUCAACACCCCAUCAGAAAUAGCUCUUCAGCUGGUCACUUUAGUUCGCUAAGACACCAGUCCUUUAGCUCAGACUUGAAAGGGGAGGGGAACCUGGGUGGGUUGAAUCAAUCAUCCGAGGUCCAGUCCAGAUCGUUGGUCAAAUUACAGAUCCCACGCUUCCUUUCCGUCGGUAACAGCUGAUCUACUUUGAAGGAACCAGUGUGCUCGUUGGCGCCGUGGCUUAGCUGGUUAAAGCGCCUGUCUAGUAAACAGGAGAUCCUGGGUUCGAAUCCCAGCGGUGCCUGGUUUGCAUUGGAAGUGGUAUAUUAUUGCCAAAUUAUUGACCUCUGUCCGGAAGAAAUCUCUUCCUCUUACCUAGUUAGUUCUUAAGCCAACUUUCCUAAGCACUUGUGUUUGGAGACACAGAAGCCGCUAAUCCUCAAGACUCGGCUCCUCAACGCUUAGAAGGACUGGAAUAGGGUGGGAACUGGUUUUAUUGGGGUUUCCCUGUGGCUCCGCGAGAAGAGAGUCCUGGGAGGACUUUGCCGCUCAAGAGAAGGCUUGCACCUGCCGGUCCAGCCGCAGCGCACGCGCACAGCUGCUUUGAAAAAAACAAAAAAAAACAAAAAAAACGGCGAAAUCGGCUGGGGCCGAGUGCCUUGAUAGGCAGCUAUAGCUCCGCAGGCCCGAGGCCGCACGCGGCUGUGAUGGCCGAGUGGUUAAGGCGUUGGACUCGAAAUCCAAUGGGGUCUCCCCGCGCAGGUUCGAAUCCUGCUCACAGCGUCAAUAAUUUUGGUAUUAAGUCUUGCUGCCUCGGUUGUUGGAGAGUAGGUCGUUUUCCAGUUCUUUCUUCCUUUGCCGGGAUCCGCUCGCUCGCGCCCCCGCGCGAAGCAAACGACCAACCACCAUGGACUCAAUUUCAAUUGCAAACUCCAUCAAACCACGGAUUGCCACCUCCACUCCAAAUCUACUCAGCCUUUGCCUCUACUUUCCGACUGUGUCACCCGGAACCACGAAUUACCCAUUCACUUUGCCUUCAACUCUAUUUUUUAUUUUUGAGACUGUAAUUUGAUUACAUUUCUCACUUCCUCUUCCUCCCUUCAAAACCUCUCAUCUAUUCCUCCCUGCUCUCCUUCAGAUUCAUGACCUUAUUUUCUAAUUGUUAUUGCAUGCAUGUAAGUGUAUGUAUAUACAUAUAUAUAUAUAUUCUCAAAUAUAACCUGUUGCGUUUGUAUAGUG
Molecule: messenger RNA, 8316 nt
Organism: Peromyscus californicus insignis
Lineage: Eukaryota; Metazoa; Chordata; Mammalia; Rodentia; Cricetidae
Gene: Per1
Product: period circadian regulator 1
Exons: 23
Coding region: 2282-6175 (1297 amino acids)
Biological process (GO): entrainment of circadian clock by photoperiod; circadian regulation of gene expression; negative regulation of transcription by RNA polymerase II
Cellular component (GO): nucleus; cytoplasm
Molecular function (GO): transcription corepressor binding; transcription cis-regulatory region binding
Source: RefSeq, a predicted model, not a curated record